AAUGGCGCACUGUCAAUAACAGCAUGACACCGGGAAUACGUUUUAGAAUAUCGUGACUAUUUAAGGUAUCGUCAGAUGUCCACGACAAAAUGAGACUACUUAUUAGAGUAGCGAAAGAAGCACAGAGGAAAUAUUUCCACAGAACCUCAUGUUAUAGGUUUACCUCGGAAGGUUCGACACUGCGAAAAGGGCCCGUAGAGGAGUGCAAGUGGUUGUGUGGAUCUUCCCAGAAUAUUUUGUCAGCAGUGCGGGAACAGGUUGAAGUUAGGCAGAAUUUCAUCAGCGAAGAAGAGGAGAACGCCCUUUUUAAAGAAGUAGAAAAAGGACUUAGAAAAAAGCGUUACGAAUUCGACCACUGGGACGAUGUAGGUAACACAAAGAAUGUGUUUCUAGCUAUAUUGCACAGAUUGCCAUUCAACUUGAACAGAAACCGUCAUAAUGUAAAUGCCAUUCAUGGCUACAGAGAAACGGAGCGCUUGCAGUGGGGUGAUGUUUGUGAAAGCAUCUUAAGGCGGGUCCGAGCUGUUGCAUUUCCUGAGGGCAGUCCACUGCUGGGGCCUGUUCAUGUUUUGGACCUGGACAAAUUGGGCUACAUCAAGCCACAUAUCGACAGUGUGAAGUUCUGUGGCAGCACCAUUGCAGGUCUGAGCCUGUUGUCUGAUAGUGUUAUGAGACUUGUCCAAGAAAAUAAUUCUGCAGAUUGGGUGGACUUGCUUUUAAAUCGUCGUUCGCUUUAUAUAUUGAGGGAUGAUGCAAGGUUUAAAUUCACACAUGAAAUCUUGAAAGAUGAAGAGUCUUUUUUCUCAGGACAGAGGGUUCCACGUCAUCGCCGCAUCUCUGUGAUCUGUCGGAAUCUGCCAGUUUGAAACACUUAGAGGAAGAAUCGCUCUUAUGCUGGACUAAACCUCCCAGUUCCCACCAGUCUUGAAUGGAAACUAGGUGACUUCUAUUGGUGUCAGAUUGAUCAUGUUACCAACUAGGUCUAAAUUGUUUGCCUUACAGAUAUUCUCAGACUAAAAAAAUAGUCAUUAUACUUUUUCCUUAGAAACAGCAAACAACCAUUUAUUAAGGGAUAGUAAUUAUUAUAAAAUGUAAAUGUGAAUCAUUAAAAAUGUAAAUCAUUAAUGUGAUUUUGGAGUUAAAAAGUAAAUUGAAGAACAUUAAAUGAGACUGAUUUUGUCUACCUUAUCUAAUAAUAAAUAUAUGCCGC
Xyrauchen texanus (razorback sucker) is the source of this 1210-nucleotide messenger RNA. RefSeq names its product alpha-ketoglutarate-dependent dioxygenase alkB homolog 7, mitochondrial-like. The record is from RefSeq and is a predicted model, not a curated record. The coding region runs from base 90 to 866 and encodes 258 amino acids. Gene Ontology annotation, cellular component: mitochondrial matrix. Gene Ontology annotation, biological process: DNA damage response; fatty acid metabolic process. The transcript has 4 exons. NCBI's taxonomy places the organism in Eukaryota, Metazoa, Chordata, Actinopteri, Cypriniformes, Catostomidae.